Molecule: messenger RNA, 1209 nt
Organism: Microdochium trichocladiopsis
Lineage: Eukaryota; Fungi; Ascomycota; Sordariomycetes; Xylariales; Microdochiaceae
Exons: 1
Coding region: 1-1209 (402 amino acids)
Source: RefSeq, a predicted model, not a curated record
AUGACGCUGGCACUGGCCAUGUUGUCACGUUCAGUGUCCGCCAUCCCAAACGACCACUUCUUCGAGUACUUCCCCGGGUACGGACCCGGCCUCGCCAGGGUAGCCCAGAACAACUGCAGCAUAGAGAUCUCGGAUUACCACGCCGGUGUCGCCGAAGGCUGCCCCAGUCACGCCGAGUGGCCUCAGUGCAUCUCGGGCCGCGCAGUCGACUGCCUCAUGGAGCACAUGAGCGAGAUGAACAAGGCCAACUUGGCCGCAGCCGGGGUCGUCCUGGGCUUCCUCCCCAGCAUCCUGAGCCUCGUCGGCACGAGCACCGCCGAGAGCGGCAUCCUGUCCAUGCGCAGGCCGCUCCUGGCUCUGCUGCUGGCCGCCGGAGCACCAGUCGUCUCCCCACUGCGCAUGUUUGAGCUCACAAGGGCCGACCAACAUGUUCCAGGAUUCACCGCGGCCAACUACGACGAGGUCUUCAUGGGGCUCUCGGACCGGCUCAGGGGAGAUCAUCCCGGUCGCAACCGCGUAGCCUUGCUCGUAUGCUGUGUGCAGUAUCUCCUCGCACUCGGCGCCGUCGCCAACCUUUACGUCAUGAGCUACGAGCUCAGCGUCAAGGCAGUCUGCAGCUUUGCCACGGACACCACGUACCAUCCGCUCCUUUGGGCAGUCAUCGCCCUCGCGAUUCACGGCGGCGGUGCUGUGGCCAUGCGGCUGCGAUAUCGCGACACGGGCACAGCCGGAGAUGGCUUUAGAAGGCUCGUGGCAGACGAGGAAGCCGACGCUGCCUCAGCCGGGAACAACAGGAACCACAGGAACAACAACCGGCACAACAACAGGCGCAACAAGAAUCUCGUCCACCGCGUCCGAUCCUUCAUCUACCACGAGUUCACGCCGUCAAUCAUCCAGGACCCCACGCUCACUCUGUCUCUGCGCCAACCGCGCCGCCCGCGCGGGGGACGCCCAUCGACGUCGGUCCUGUUCAUCAUCCUCCUCUGCGGCAUCUCCCUCGGCACGAUCCUGCACGUCAUCUACGGGACGCUGGUCAUGUCGAGCACCAUGUUCAUCAACACGGCGGACGCGAUCGUCCUUGCGGCGCGCUAUCUCGUCUCCACGAUUGCGUGUCGUGCGGUCAUGGCUUUUGAGAUUGGGGGCAUGGUGACAGCCCGGCCGCCGCUCGGAUCUGGAGAGCCGAAGCGUGGAGAGGGCAGUGAUCGAUAG